This is a messenger RNA of Galeopterus variegatus (Sunda flying lemur), 280 nucleotides long. Its product is annotated as zinc finger protein ZIC 4-like. Gene Ontology annotation, molecular function: RNA polymerase II cis-regulatory region sequence-specific DNA binding; DNA-binding transcription factor activity, RNA polymerase II-specific. The annotation marks the transcript as partial. Gene Ontology annotation, cellular component: nucleus. NCBI's taxonomy places the organism in Eukaryota, Metazoa, Chordata, Mammalia, Dermoptera, Cynocephalidae. The transcript has a single exon. Gene Ontology annotation, biological process: central nervous system development; regulation of transcription by RNA polymerase II. The record is from RefSeq and is a predicted model, not a curated record.
CCGGCCGGCGGCGCCAAGCCCUGCUCCAAAACUUUCGGCACCAUGCACGAGCUGGUGAACCACGUCACGGUGGAGCACGUGGGCGGCCCCGAGCAGAGCAGCCACGUCUGCUUCUGGGAGGACUGUCCGCGCGAGGGCAAGCCCUUCAAGGCCAAGUACAAGCUCAUCAACCACAUCCGCGUGCACACCGGCGAGAAGCCCUUCCCCUGCCCCUUCCCGGGUUGCGGCAAGGUCUUCGCGCGCUCCGAGAACCUCAAGAUCCACAAGCGCACUCAUACAG